AAAACAGUAAACCCACAAAUUAUUGUGUAGCCAUCUCAAAAAGCUCAUCUUUUUUGUUUUUUUUAUCCUUUUGAUUUUUCGACUUCUGUGAAACCUUUCUUCAGUAAGGUUUAUUCCCACCAUUGUCUGUACUAGAAGCUUUUCCAUUACUCCGUCUUUGAUCACUGACGCAGGCCAUGGAUGCUGAUGAGAUGGAAUCUGAAAGAGCCGAUCAAGUCUCUGCUUGUGCUCUACCAUUUGCAAGAAGUUACCAAGUGGAGGCACUUGAGAAAGCCAUAAAACAGAACACGAUUGUGUUCUUGGAGACUGGUUCUGGUAAGACCCUCAUCGCCAUUAUGCUUCUUCGUAGCUACGCCUACCUUUUCCGCAAGCCCUCACCCUGCUUCAGCGUCUUUUUGGUUCCUCAAGUUGUUCUUGUCACUCAACAAGGAGAAGCCCUGAAGAUGCAUACUGAUCUAAAAGUGGGUAUGUAUUGGGGAGACAUGGGGGUUGACUUUUGGGACUCUUCGAGAUGGAAACAAGAAGUCGACAAAUAUGAGGUUCUUGUGAUGACCCCCGCCAUUUUGCUAGAUGCAUUGAGACAUAGUUUUCUGAAGCUGAACAUGAUCAAGGUUCUAAUAGUUGAUGAGUGUCAUCAUGCUGGGGGAAAGCACCCCUACGCUUGUAUCAUGAGGGAGUUCUAUCACAAGGAUUUAAGUUCUGGGAUUUCGGAUGUUCCAAGGAUAUUUGGGAUGACUGCAUCCCUUGUGAAAACAAAGGGUGCAAAGUUGGAUAGCUACUGGGAAAAGAUUCAUGAGCUCGAAACUCUAAUGAACUCAAAGGUUGCUUCUGUUCUUUAUCUUGAGUUUCUUUUUUUUUUUGGUACUGUCCCUCCUGAUAUAAAGGUGUAUACCUGUGAGAAUGAGUCCGUGUUGGCUGGGUUUGUCCCCUUCUCUACACCGAGCUUCAAGUACUACCAUCACAUGGAGAUACCAUGUUCUAAACGUGCAAGCUUGGUAGAGAAGCUUGAAGAACUAACUACAAAGCAUUGCUUAUCCCUUGCAACUUUGGAUCUCAAAUCAUCUAUUGUUGGUUCUAUAGAGAAAAGACUGCACAAGAUAAGUUUAUGUCUAACGUAUUGUUUGGAUGAUCUCGGAAUUUUGCUGGCGCAGAUGGCUGCUCAAUCAUUGUCAGCUAGCCAGAAUGACUUUGUCUUUAGGGAUGAUCAACUAGAUAUGUUUAGUGAGACUUUGGUAAAAAAAUUCUGUUCUGAUGCCUCACAAGCUUUUUUAGCUUACAUACCUCCUGGUCAAACUUGGAGUAUUGCUAAUAUAAAAGAAAAUAUGGAGGCAGGUCUACUAACUUCAAAAACAGUCUGCCUCAUUGAAACUCUUCUUGGUUAUAGCUCCUUGGAGAACAUACGAUGCAUCGUUUUUGUGGAAAGAGUGAUAACAGCAAUUGUUGUGGAAUCUCUUUUGGCAGAGAUUCUUAAAAACUAUAAUAAUAAGUGGAAACCCAAGUACGUUGCAGGAAGUAGCUCUGCUCUUCAUAGUCAAACUAGGAAGAAGCAAAACGAGAUUGUGGAAGAAUUCAGGAGAGGCUUGGUAAACAUCAUUGUAGCAACAUCUAUUCUUGAAGAGGGCCUAGAUGUUCAAAGCUGCAAUCUUGUUGUCACAUUUGACCCUGCAUCAAACAUUUGCAGCUUCAUACAGUCUCGUGGGCGUGCUAGGAUGCUAAACUCGGAUUAUUUGAUGCUGGUGGAAAGUGGAGCUCUGUUGACACAAUCUCGGUUAAUGAAAUAUCUCUCUGGUGGAGAAAGAAUGCGUCAAGAGUCUUUGCAUCAUUCUCUUGUUCCUUGUCCACAGCUUCCAGAUGAUUCAUCUGAGGAUUUCUUCCGUGUGGAAAGCACCGGAGCAAUCGUAACUCUCAGCUCAAGCGUCAGCUUAAUAUAUUUCUACUGCUCAAGGCUUCCUUCAGAUGAGUACUUCAAACCAGCUCCAAGAUUUGAUAUAAACAAGGAUCACGGGAUUUGCACACUGUACCUUCCAAAGAGCUGCCCUGUAAAAGAAGUUAGGGUAGAAGCAAAGGGUAUCAAUGUAUUAAAACAAUCUGCAUGUCUUGAAGCAUGCGUCCAGCUUCACAAAGUUGGAGCUCUGACUGAUUAUCUUGUGCCUGACAUGGUUGUGGCCGAGACCGUCGUACAAAAGCUCGAGGACAUCCACUAUAAUACAGAACAACCAUGUUACUUUCCCGAAGAGCUCGUCUCCAAGUUUUCAGCAGAGUCUCAGACAACAUACCACUUGUACUUAAUAAGAAUGAAGCCAGACUCUCCAAGAAAUUUUCAAUUUAACGAUAUUUCUCUAGGCACCAGAAUCGAGCUUGAAGAUGACACUGUAAACACAAGUUUUCAGCUUGAAGAUCAUAGUGGUACAAUAGCUGUGACAUUGAGUUAUGUAGGAGCAUUUGACUUUACACAAGAGGAGGUCCUUUUGUGUAGAAAGUUUCAGACAACUCUUUUUCAAGUUCUUUUGGAUCACAGUGUGGAAAAUUUUAUGAAAGCAUUGGAUGUCAGAGACGGGGCAGCACUUGAUUAUCUACUAGUUCCAUCCACUUAUGAGCAUGAAACAUCUCUGCUUAUUGAUUGGGAGGUGAUAAGAUCGGUGAGUCUAACUUGUCAUAAACCUUGUGACACACAUGUACUGGAUUGUUGUUCUUCCAAGGAUGCUUCUCGCAACGUACAUACAAAAGACGGCAUGUUUUGUACUUGUGUCGUACAAAAUGCAUUGGUUUAUACACCACACAAUGGAAAAGUCUACAUCACCAAAGGUGUUCUCAACAAUCUAAAUGCAAAUUCAUUGAUGAACCAUAUGACUUACAUAGAGCACUAUGAGAAAAGGCAUAAGGUUCGGUUAAAUUAUGUGGAUGAGCCUCUUUUGAAUGGUAGACACAUAUUCACGCUACAUAAUCAUCUUCGCAUGUUCAUGAAGGAAAAAAAGAAAGAACAUGACAGAGAGUUUGUUGAACUGCCUCCUGAACUGUGUCACAUCAUGUUGUCCCCAAUAUCAGUUGAUUUGAUAUAUACAUAUACUUUUAUCCCAUCUGUUAUGCUACGCAUUGAAUCUUUGCUUUUAGCAUACACCCUGAAGAAGAGCAUCUCAAACGUCAAUAUUCCAACCUUCAAGAUUCUGGAAGCAAUCACGACGAAGAAGUGUCAAGAUCAGUUCCACUUGGAAUCACUAGAAACUCUUGGUGACUCUUUUCUGAAAUAUGCUGUUUGUAAGCAAUUGUUCCUACAAUACCGUACUCAUCACGAGGGUCUUCUCAGCAAAAAGAAAGAUGCAAUGAUUUCAAAUGUCACGCUCUGCAAAUUUGCAUGCCAGCAGAAACUUCAGGGAUUUAUCCGCAAUGAGUGUUUUGAACCUAAAGGCUGGAUGGUUCCUGGUCAAUCAUCUUCAGCUUAUGAUCUUGUAAAUGAUACCUUACCCGAUUCAAGAAACAUAUACAUUGUUAGGAUGAGGAACUUGAAAUUCAAGCGUGUGGCUGAUGUUGUAGAAGCAUUAAUUGGUGCAUAUCUCAGUGAGGGAGGUGAAGUUGCAGCAUUGAUGUUCAUGAGUUGGGUAGGUAUAAAGGUUGAUUUCACAACUACACCAAUCCAAAGAGAUUUUUCUAUACGAGCGGAGAAGCUUGUGAAUGUAGGGUACAUGGAGUCGUUGCUGAGAUACAGAUUCAAGGACAAGUCUCUUCUAGUUGAGGCAUUGACUCAUGGUUCAUACAUGAAACCUGAAAUCCCAAGAUGCUAUCAGAGGUUGGAGUUCCUCGGUGACUCGGUGCUUGAUUAUCUCAUAACCAAGCAUUUGUACGAUGAGUAUCCUAGUCUUUCUCCUGGACUCCUAACCGACAUGAGAUCAGCUUCGGUGAACAAUGAAUGUUACGCUCAAGUGGCAGUGAAAGCAAGCUUGCACAAGCACGUUCUGCAUGCCUCUCAUGAUCUCCAUAAGGACAUCUCUAGAGCAGUCUGUGAGUUUGAGCGGUCUUCUUUGCAAUCUACUACUUUCGGUUGGGAAUCCGAGAUAUCUUUCUCUAAGGUUCUUGGAGAUGUGAUAGAAUCUUUAGCCGGUUCGAUAUUUGUUGACUCGGGUUACAACAAGGAAGCAGUGUUUGCGAGUAUUAAACCACUCUUGGGUUGUAUGGUAACUCCAGAGACUGUCAAGUUGCAUCCUGUGAGAGAGCUGACAGAAUUGUGCCAGAAAGCACAGUACGAGUUAAGUAAAGCUAAAGGUUUCGAAAAUGGCAAAGCUUGUUUCACAGUUGAUGUGAAUGCUCAGGGAAAGAGUUUUACGCAUACAGCAAAGGCCUCUAAUAAGGAAAUGGCCAAGAAAUUGGCUUACAAACAAGUCUUGAUCUCACUUAAGGAGAAUCUUGACUCUUAAGUCUCUCUUUCUUGUUUAGAUUUGAAUGAAGUGACUCUUAAAUGGUUUGGCAAUAACCGAAGCAAAUUUGGUUCGACUUGUAAACUAAACCUGGUUACUGAAACGUGUAUACAUAAUUGGACUUUACACUAGAGAUGGGCCUCGGUAAAAAGACAAAAAAACUAGAGAUGGGCCUUAUCUAGAUACAAUUCCAAGCCAAGACAGGA
This is a messenger RNA of Thlaspi arvense, 4615 nucleotides long. The record is from the annotation of a GenBank genome assembly. Lineage: Eukaryota; Viridiplantae; Streptophyta; Magnoliopsida; Brassicales; Brassicaceae.